AUGUUUCCAUCAUUUAACACUCGGCUGUCAUUUGCACUGAUAUCAGCAGGUAUUGUCACGGCUCAAUACCAGUACGGCACCUGCACGGCAAACGAACAGAAUGGCGUGUGCAUAUCGACAGGCGAAUGCGGCGGCAGUAGCACAGCUGGUCUUUGCCCUGGCCCUUCCAACAUCCAAUGCUGUACCUACGGCCGCUUCAAUAACGCUGGCGUAGCCGGAACUUGCGAGUCCAGGUCGACCUGCUCCGGAACUACCUAUUCGGGCCUUUGUCCGGGCUCAUCAGGUACGUGA
Molecule: messenger RNA, 291 nt
Organism: Fulvia fulva
Lineage: Eukaryota; Fungi; Ascomycota; Dothideomycetes; Mycosphaerellales; Mycosphaerellaceae
Exons: 2
Coding region: 1-291 (96 amino acids)
Source: RefSeq, a predicted model, not a curated record